CUAGACUUCAAGAGUAACGUACAAUGUGAUCACAGUUAACAAGGAAGCGAGUCAUUGAACUUAAGUGAACCUAAAGAAAAAGAGAAAGAAAGAAAGAAAGAAAGAAAAAAAGAAAGAAAGAAGAUAAUAAAAAGAAAUAAAGAAAAGUAAUGAAGAAUCCUGAUGAUAAUAACAAUAACAAUAAUGAUAACUGUUGGAGGAGAUACGAACGAUGAACCAGCAGAGGAUGGGGACGAGGAGGCAACCUAGGACCCAUUUUCUUUCACUGCGCGUCAUAGAAAACGUAGAUGAGGUGCUGCUUGUCAUGGGGGACUUGGGUGUUUGGCCUUGCAUCUUCACGCUCUCCCUUGCUAGCGUAUUACAAGAGGACACAUUCGGCCACCUGGAGUUAUGUUGCAUGGAAAACAAACUGUGUGCUGCUAAUAUGGCUUGCAUUGGCUGUCUCUGCCGCUGCCCCUUGACCUACGAUUAUAAAAGCAGUUCGGGGAGGUGUGAGCCCCAGUUCGUACCCACCACCACGGCCACCAACACGUCAGCCAAUGCGUCCGGCUUAGGGGGCGGCAAACUACCCGGGGAGGAAUGCUUCAACUCCUCGGCGUGUGUGGAAGGGCUGCCCUGCGUCAAACAUAAGUGCCAAUGUCCUGAGCCGUGCGUGUACCUGUCGGAGGAACUCGUGUGUGACUGUGGCAACGCGGACGACGUGGUGUGGCCGGCGGUGGUGGGCGUCGGGGUGGGCUUCGUCAUCGUCGCCUUCUGGGGCAUGUGCAUCACCAGUUCCGUCAGGAGCCACAUGGAGGAGAGGAACAAGGUCAUGCAGCUCGGCCAACAACAGCAGAUACCCCGCAUCUCAACCCUCGGGGCUGCCUACGGGAACCACCUCGCCCCGCCCCGCCCCGAUCAAGCACAGGUGUACCCAGCCCCCCCAGCCCGCCCCGAGCCCUCCGCCCCCGCGCUAACGUCAAUGCCCACGCCCGCGCCGGCCCCCCUCAGGCUCACCGGGCAGACCGCGGCGCCCACUCCUCCGCCUCCACUUCAGCCCGUCUUCCGCCCCCCCUCCCCCCCCACCUCCACCUACCACUUCAACCCCUCCUACUCCCCCUCCUCCCCCUACCUCACCCCCCCCGACCCCCCCUUCCCUUACCUCACCCCCGAGCCCACUGAACCCCUCCUCCCUCCCCCUCCCCCUUACUCCGCCCCCCAGGACAGAAGGCGGCCCCCCCUCCUCCUGGACCCCCCCCCUCCUGACGCCCCCCUUCCCCCCCCCUGGGUUGACGUCGCCCCCCGCUCCGCCCGUUUUUAA
This is a messenger RNA of Eriocheir sinensis (Chinese mitten crab), 1300 nucleotides long. RefSeq names its product histone-lysine N-methyltransferase 2D-like. Lineage: Eukaryota; Metazoa; Arthropoda; Malacostraca; Decapoda; Varunidae. The transcript is spliced from 7 exons. Bases 212 to 1300 code for a protein of 362 amino acids. The record is from RefSeq and is a predicted model, not a curated record.